Gambusia affinis (western mosquitofish) is the source of this 2206-nucleotide messenger RNA. Its product is annotated as P2Y purinoceptor 1. NCBI's taxonomy places the organism in Eukaryota, Metazoa, Chordata, Actinopteri, Cyprinodontiformes, Poeciliidae. The coding region runs from base 208 to 1200 and encodes 330 amino acids. Gene Ontology annotation, molecular function: neuropeptide receptor activity. The transcript has a single exon. Gene Ontology annotation, cellular component: membrane. The record is from RefSeq and is a predicted model, not a curated record. Gene Ontology annotation, biological process: G protein-coupled receptor signaling pathway.
UUUACUUUUUGAUACAGUUUGUUUCACUUUCUUGAACAUUUUCAUAUCUCAUGCAUGAUUCAACCAAUGUGGUUUCCUGAAAAAAAUCCCCACCAUGAACGCUAUAAAACAGGAAGCGUCUAGACCAUGUGCAGUGUAUUUCUGUUUGUCUAAGAGCUGAACACUGGCACCAAGAGGAGGAACUCUCCUCAUCCCUGACAACGAAUAAUGGAUCCCACAUCUUGUCCUAACGUCAACUUUACCUUUCCACUGAAUUUCCUGCCUCCUGUCUUCAUCUUGGUGUUCGUUUUCGGACUCAUAGCGAACGGAUGGGGACUUAACUCUUUGUGGCGCAACUGGAGGAAACUGGGGAACGUCAAUGUCUUCAUCCUCAACCUGGGAAUUGCAGAUAUUUUGUAUCUGCUCACGCUUCCUUUUCAGGUCGCUUACUACCUUAACAAGAGAAGAUGGAUCUUUGGAGAAGCUUUUUGCAAAGUGACAAGGUUCUGCUUCAACUUGAAUUUAUACUGCAGCAUCGGGUUUCUCACCUGUAUCAGCGUGUACCGUUACCUGGCCAUCGUCCAUCCGAUGAAAGUGAUGGGGAGAAUAACUGUGACUCAUUCGGUUAUCAUCUCAGCCAUUGUUUGGACUUUAGUGAGCCUUCAAAGUCUACCAGACAUGUUCUUCCCCAAACACUCAGAAAACAUGACUUUAAAAUGUGUUGACACAACCAUGAGUGAGUAUGUUGAGGUCUACAUGCAGUACAGCUUCAUCUGGACAAUCAUUGGAUUCUGCAUCCCGUCUCUCAUCACGGUGGCCUGCUACGGACAUGUGAUUGUCCUCCUCUGCUGCAAGGAUAACGUUGACAAAGUUCUGAAGCAAAGAAGCAUAAAACUAUUAAUCAUCUUGAUUCUUCUCUUCUCCAUCUGCUACAUCCCCUACCAUGUCCUCAAAAACUUCAACCUCUGGUCAAGAGUUCUUUCCAAACAGGGAAUAUGCCACAAAUGGUUUAACGGAGUCUACAUCGCUCAACGCAUAUGUCGCGGUCUGGUUUGCCUGAACGGCGCUCUCAACCCUCUGGUUUAUCUCCAUGUAGACGAGGAUAUCUCUGCUCAGCUCAGGCAGUUGUGCCAUCGGACUCGGCAAGCUGCAAAUCAGCUCUCUGCAAACACCCAAACUCUUUUCUCAAGCACAUUCAGGAAUACACAAGCUAAUUCCUGAUGUAGCUAUGGGUUUAAAUUGUGUUUAUUAUAUGUUUCUAUGGAAAUUACACAUUAUAUAUAAAAAAAAUAUUUACUAGAUUGUGUGUGGUUUGUGGUGGCAGUGUUAAAUGCAUUGCUUAUUCAAGUGAAAAGCUUAACUGAUGUGUUAAAAACAGGGUGCAGAAGGUUUGAAAUAAAGUGGCUGAAUCAAAUCUGUUGCACAUAAAAGACAUUUGCAACCCACUGGAGGACAUUCAAGUAUUUUAGAAAUAUAAUUAAUACUUUCCACAGGAAACAGAGAGGAUGUCAACUGCUCUGGUACUAUCUCAAUUUUAACAUCCUGGUACUAUCACUGAGUAUUGGUGAAGAUUACACUGAUUACACUGAAGAUUACACAGAUAUGCAGGAAUGUCUUGAAAAAGUCAGAAAAAGACAGAAUUCAUUUCCAUGUUUUCAAAUGUCAGCGUCCUGAAGAUUAAGUUAAGUUUACAUUUCAGCAACAAAGCAGUUCAAAGCAAUUUACAUGAUAAAAAUGUCACAUUGCAAAAGCAAAAUAAGUAAAAAAAACAAUGAAAAAAAAUUAAUUUUGACUAAAACAGCCAUAAAUGGAAGGCAGCUCUGAACAAACGAGGUUUAAGCUUUGAUGUAAAGGAGAAGCCCAGAAGACUUGAGAGGUGUGGAAGGUUGAAACAACCACAAAAACAUUAUUGUGGUGCUAAGCUGUUCAGUGAUUUAUAAACCAACAAAAGCAUUUCGACAUCUGUUCUCUGAGGGAUCAUGAUCCGGUGUGAGGACUUUAGAGUUGAAAUCCAUUGCUUUCCUACUUUUAGAGAAAAUGUAAGCAGCAUCAUUUCUGAUGCUUUCAGGCAGAGACAAGAAGACACUUCAGCAAAGAUAAAUGCAACUAAAGAUAAACCCCUGGAUGAGUUUCUCAUGAUCAUGCUGGAACAUUACCUGCAAACCACCAAUAGUAUUUUAAUCUCAUUUCUAGUGCACAUAUCAUAUUGCAGUUGAAAUAAGAUAAA